UACCUAUGGUGGAAGGACCAUGCCUUGGCUCAUCUUGACUGCUACCAGAACAUAAAGAUCCAUGACAUGGCUUAUUAGCCAACCUCCCUCUGCCAGCUCCUUCUCUAAGUCUAAUUCCAUCAGGCAACGUCACACCUCCUGAGGACGACGGGGAGGACACUGGGUUUCGCUGAGGUUUGCAUCUUACCGCCGUCAAAGCGGAGGCUCCAGACACGAGUUGGGCUGCCCUGGAGCCAAGGACCACACUGGCCAGGUUUCCUCUACAGUCAAACGCCGGGGCUCACCUCCGGGAGCCGGAGCCUACCCUCCUGCCCAGAAUGACUCACCAUUCUUCCCUACUCGAGUGCUAGGACAAUAUGGGGAGCUCAGCUGUCUAUUUGUGUAUCUAGGAUUCCCCCAGAGUCUCAGCGGCUUGGUUACUAAGAGACCUCCCUGAUUCCAGCUCCUCCAGCCAAACCAAGCAGGAGCUCUUUGGUGUGCAGAGCUCCCCCAGUGCUCUCAUGUUCAAACCCAAGCUGAUACACCCGCUUUUCUGGGGGACAUUAGCAUUGUCCUGAAAGCUCUCCCCUGGGACAGCUGGAAGGUGUAGAGCCAGGAGCCCUCCCCAGCCCCCAUUAUGACAGUGGCCACUGGAGACCCAGCAGAUGAAGCUGCCGCCCUCCCUGGGCACCCCCAGGACACCUAUGACCCUGAGGCAGACCAUGAGUGCUGUGAGAGGGUAGUAAUUAACAUCUCGGGAUUGCGAUUUGAGACACAGCUCAAGACUUUGGCCCAGUUUCCAGAGACCCUCUUGGGGGACCCUAAGAAGCGAAUGAGGUACUUUGAUCCACUCCGAAAUGAAUACUUUUUUGACAGGAACCGCCCUAGCUUUGAUGCCAUCUUAUAUUACUACCAGUCUGGGGGCCGGUUAAGACGCCCUGUGAAUGUCCCCUUGGAUAUCUUCUCAGAAGAAAUUCGUUUUUAUGAACUGGGUGAGGAGGCGAUGGAGAUGUUCCGAGAGGAUGAAGGCUACAUCAAAGAGGAAGAGCGUCCUUUACCAGAAAAUGAGUUUCAGAGACAGGUGUGGCUUCUAUUUGAAUACCCAGAGAGCUCUGGGCCAGCCAGGAUUAUAGCUAUUGUGUCUGUCAUGGUGAUUUUGAUCUCCAUUGUGAGUUUCUGUCUUGAAACUUUGCCCAUUUUUCGGGAUGAGAAUGAAGAUAUGGCUGGUGGUGGGAUUCCUUUCCAUACCUACUCUAACAGCACCAUUGGGUACCAACAGUCCACUUCCUUCACUGACCCUUUCUUCAUUGUGGAGACACUAUGCAUCAUCUGGUUCUCCUUUGAGUUCCUAGUCAGGUUCUUUGCCUGUCCCAGCAAAGCCGGUUUCUUCACCAACAUCAUGAACAUCAUUGACAUUGUGGCCAUCAUCCCGUACUUCAUCACGCUUGGGACCGAGCUGGCAGAGAAGACAGACGAUGCCCAGCAAGGCCAGCAGGCAAUGUCAUUGGCUAUCCUUCGUGUGAUCCGGUUGCCCUAUUUAGAAGACAGCUCUCUUCUAACAAGAGGAACAGACAGAUUCCACUUUGGAUCCUCCCGCCACCCCAGUAGUAGCCUCGCUCCUAUAUAAACAGGGGGUAAGUUCUCAAGCUCAGACUUUCCUUAUUCUGCCUGGCCUCUCUAAAGAGGGACAGAAACACCUUUCCCAGCUUGGUAACCCUGGAGAAGAGGACAUCGCAAAUAUUCUGCAGCAGACUAAAUAAAGUAGUUAUCUCUAGUCUUGCUCUCUCCAGUUCUGUCUGCUUUUUGGUGAGACUAUCCUAUGCCCUGAAGAUAAUUUGGCAGUCCCUUUCAAUCCCUCCUUUUGAAAGUCCCAAUGGUGCGUAGAAGAGGGGUAACCGUACUCCAUUGGUUUUAAUCAGAUCUCUGGGGUUGAAGUAGGAGGGACUUGCAAGGCUUUGUAACCCUGUGGGAAUAAGCAGCAUAGGACCCAUUAGAAGCAGCCAGAUCAGGCCAGGAAUGUGCUGUAAAUUCUUAAUCAUGCCCCCGUCUGUUGCAUGCUAGACCCAUGCAUUGUAUGAUGUUUUCCAUAUAACUGGACAGUGUCACCCCAUAGAAGGUUGCAUCAAUCUAGAAGGAUAGUCAACAGCAUCUCUGCAAAAUCCAGCGAUGCAGACAUCUGCCAUGCCAGCAUUCCUGGUGACGCUGAGUGGGUGACCAUCAAUCAGCUGGGGAUUGAGCUGGCCCCUGCUGGGUAAUGUUGCCAAAUGAAUCUGGACCAAGAGAGGUACCGCCAGGGUUCGGGCGGUAUUGAAUAUAGGCAAUGGACAAUGGUCGAGGGGGUGAUUUUUGAACUGAAUAUGGACUGUGCGUCUUUAGUGUGGGCCCUCUGCCUAAGCAUCUGAACGGCCCAGGCUCUCUGAACAAACAAACCAUCACCUCACAUGGUAGCAAGUCACCCUGGCAGAAAUACUGUUGGUGGAUAUAGGGUGAACCUGUAUGAGUUCUCGUAACCGCUCUUUUCCCGCUAAGACAAUGUAGAAGUUAACCCAGCUAUUAUUUAAUCUGUUCUGGGUCAAAUCACCACUGAGACCUCAUCUAGGUUCUAGGUGCACUGGGAGCAGGUGUGUUUACAGGUGCCAGAGCACCUAGGUAAUUAGGGCAGUGUAGAUGUGGCCAUGUGCUUAUACCAUCCAUCUCUACUCAAAGCACUUCAUUCUGGGCCCCUUCUCUGUUCUCACAAGAGGCCUCUAAACCCCUGCUGCUGCUUGAAAAUGACUCCCAGGAGUCCCAGCUGCUUUGUUUGUGUGUGUGUGCAUGGUGUGUAAACACCCCGUACAGAUAUAGAAAGCGAAAAGAGGAGACGGGAGGAGGAGAUCUUUCAGAGAGGGGCUUGCUCCGCUGCCAGACGAUUUCCAGGUCAGCUCUUAGAAAUGCUGCCAAGAUCCCUGGGCCUUUGCUGUUCAUGAAGUGCAUUUGCAAGGACAUUCAGAUUCCUAUUCAGGUGUGGCCAAAAAAGAAGCAAAUCAACCCCAGGCGGUGGCCUGAGCCUGCUCCACUGGACAAAAGGAAAGAAAAACAGUCCCAGGCAGGUUUGGGGGCAGGUGAGGGUUAGCUCUGGAGUUUCUGAACAUGAUAUCCCCUUGCUUGCCCCACUAUUAUCUGGAUGCCAUAACCAGCUCCCCUGUCUUCCUUUGGCAUCUCCAUACCAACAACUCCAACCCUUGAGAGAAAGGGGCACUACCCUAUUGAAACUUGAAAGUCUGAAGGUCUCCCCUCAGCCUACUGAGAUGAUGAUGAUGCUCCAGUUAAGUCGUCAUCUUGCCCCUGAAUUUCUGUGCCCAUGAGCCCCUCGCUCUGCAGGGUACAGUCUGGGUACAGCCCAGAUUUGUAAUAUGGUGACUAAGAGCUGGUGUCUAAAUGUUGGUGUUCCUUGGGCAUGUUGCCAAUCCGUGAUAAACCUCUAGUUUGUGGGACACUAUUUCCUUUCUAGGACUUGUGUGUAUAUACAGUAUAUAUGUAUAUGUGUAUGUACAGUGUAUGUGGCGACUGCCUCUUACUUGGGAGCAUGCAGCUGUUUGUAACCAAGUACAAAGACAUUAAUUAGGGGUUUGCACUGGCUUCUCAUUGCUCAAGACUCUGCAGCUGCCCUCCAAUGUCCUGUCCCUGGUAAUUGCUGGAAAAAUGCAAAGGGAAGCAAGCUGAUAAAUAAGCCUCAUUGGAAUCAAUAGGAGAAGGAACUACGAGGUUGGUGGUGAAAGCUUCCUAAGAGUGAUUCGGAAGUGGAACUGUGGGUCUCCAUGGCAAUGGGAGCCAAAGACAGAGCAGGACUGGUGGGGAAGACUCCCGGGAGUUUGGGAGUUGUUUAACCAUUUCUUUGCUUGACAAAAAUUUAGACACCAGCUGUAACUCAAUUGCACUGUCUGUAUAGAUGUUAUUCUUGCUGACAUGUCCAGGGAGCUUUCGGGCCACCUCAACCCCCAUGCUGCCUAACCUAGACCACCGCCCUACCCCCCACCUCAAGCCCAGACUUCUGUAGCUGAGAAUCAAUCCCUGUGUCAGUAAGGUCUGAUAUUUGUACAUAGAUUAUACAUACACAUGUACAUAUGUGCCUCAAUGAGCAUUGGCUGUCUAUCAUGGAUGUACAUAGACUUCAUAGAGUACCAUAAUUUUUUUUUGUAAAUAUGGACACAGGUAAAUAAAUAUAUAAAUAUAUAUU
Molecule: messenger RNA, 4195 nt
Organism: Vombatus ursinus (common wombat)
Lineage: Eukaryota; Metazoa; Chordata; Mammalia; Diprotodontia; Vombatidae
Gene: KCNA2
Product: potassium voltage-gated channel subfamily A member 2
Exons: 4
Coding region: 617-1606 (329 amino acids)
Biological process (GO): protein homooligomerization; potassium ion transmembrane transport
Cellular component (GO): juxtaparanode region of axon; membrane; axon terminus
Molecular function (GO): delayed rectifier potassium channel activity; protein binding
Source: RefSeq, a predicted model, not a curated record